Lactuca sativa (garden lettuce) is the source of this 4221-nucleotide messenger RNA. Its product is annotated as putative disease resistance RPP13-like protein 1. Lineage: Eukaryota; Viridiplantae; Streptophyta; Magnoliopsida; Asterales; Asteraceae. Gene Ontology annotation, molecular function: ADP binding. The record is from RefSeq and is a predicted model, not a curated record.
UCCACCCUUUUGCCUUUCAUCUGUAAAUUAAUUUCCAUCCCUUUGAAAUCAAAACUCUCAUUAAAGAGACGAUCUUUCCUUUUUUUUCCAAUCAUCCCUUGAAAUCAAAACUCUCAUUAAAGCGACGAUCUUUCCUUUUUUUCCAAAAUUCAAUGGCUGAAAUCGUUGUUAGCGCCGUCAUCACAGUGCUGUGUGAGAAGCUGAUCUCUGGUGACUUGAUGAAGUUGGCUCGAUCCGAAGGUAUCGAUUCUCAGCUGAAGAAAUGGAAGAAAAACCUUCCCCUGAUCCAAGCCGUGCUUGCUGAUGCAACCCAGAAGGAGAUUAAAGAGAAAGCUGUUCAACUGUGGGUGAACGAUCUUCAGGAUUUGGCUUACGACAUUGACGAUGUACUCGACGAUUUGGCCACAGAGGUUAUGCGACGCAAGUUGAAUCAAGAAGCUCAUGCCACCACCAGCAUCGGUAAGGUAUUGAAGUUCUUCCCAAAUUGCUGUACUAAAUUCACUCCUCGUAACAUUAUGUAUGGUCGGAAGAUGAGUUCAAAGCUAGAUGAGAUCACCACCAAAUUGCGUGAUCUUGUUGACCAGAAAAAUGACCUGGGUUUGAAUGUGACUAAGGAAAGGUCAACUCUAGAGAGACGGGUUGAAGAAAAUUCACUGGUUGAUGAGUCCAAAAUCAUGGGUCGGGAAGGGGAUAAAGUGACAUUGAUGGGUAAGUUGUUGGGGAAUGAAGAAUGUGAUGAAAAUGUGAGCGUAGUGUCGAUAGUUGGAAUGGGUGGGAUAGGAAAAACCACUCUUGCCAAAGUUUUAUACAACGAUGAGAAAGUGAAGGAUCACUUUGAGCUCAGAGCUUGGGUUUGUGUUUCUGAUGAGUUGGAUGUAUUUAACAUUAGCAAGGCUAUUUUUCAAGCAGUAACUGGGAAAAACGAAGAUUUUGCUAAUCUUAAUCUGCUUCAUGUGGCCCUCAAAGAAAAGCUUUCAAAGAAGAGGUUCCUACUUGUUCUAGACGAUGUCUGGAACGAAGACAACAAUAAGUGGGAACUCCUCCAAAGCCCUCUUCUUGCAGGGGCACGUGGAAGUAGAAUUAUUGUCACAACCAGGAGUACCAGAGUUGCAUCAGUGAUGGACUCACAAGAAACUUACUCUCUAGGCGUUUUGUCAAAUGAAGAUGCAGUGUCACUAUUUGCUCAGCACUCAUUAGGAGAAAAAAACUUUGACAAUCAUCCGACACUUCAGUUGCUUGGUGAAGGUAUGAUUCAGAAAUGUGGUAGAUUGCCUUUGGCUUUGAAAGCACUUGGGAGGGUCUUGAAGGGAAAUAGGAAUGGUGAUGAAUGGGAGAAGUUGCUGAAGAGUGAGAUAUGGGAUAUAGAGGAUGGAAAUAAGAAGAUUCUUCCGGCUCUUAGAAUAAGCUACUAUCAUCUGCCUCCACAUCUGAAGCAGUUAUUUGCAUACUGCUCCUUAAUUCCCAAGGACUAUGUGUUUGACAAGAAUAAAUUAGUCCUAUUGUGGGUGGCAGAAGGAUUUUUGUCCCAAUCAAAAGGAAACAAGUCAAUGGAGUGUUUAGGUCAUGAGUAUUUUGAAGAGCUAGAGUCAAGGUCCUUUUUUCAACAUUCAACGGACGACAAAUUAGGAUACACAAUGCAUGACCUGAUGAAUGACUUGGCCACAAGUGUUGCAGGAGAGUUUUCCUUUAGAUUGGAUGGUGAGGUUGAUGUAUCUGCCAUGAAUGAAACUUUUGAUAAGUUUCUUCAUUUCUCACUUAUAGGUUCAGGAUCUGGAUCAUUUAGAAAGCUCAAGGAAUUACAAAGAGCUAAACGUUUGCGAACUUUCUUACUAAUCUCAGUACCUUGGGAAAUUGGUAGCUUAUUGGACGAAUUACUUCCUGAACUACAGUUCCUGAGGGUGCUAAGUGUCGUGGGCUUGAAUCCCAGUGAUUACCAGAAUCCAUUGGUAGCUUAUUGGCGAGAAGCUAUUUUUUCAAUCAGAUGGAUACCAGAAUCCAUUGGUAGUCUCAAGCAUCUACGGUAUCUUAAUUUUUCGAAUACUAAAAUCACAAGUUUACCGGAACAAGUGAGUGACCUUUAUAAUCUACAGAGUUUGUUGGUUCAGAAUUGUUUUAAGUUAUCCAGCUUGCCAAAAAGUUUUGCAAAGUUAAUAAACCUUCGACAUUUUGGAAUAGAUAAUACUCCAAAGGUGAUCAAGUUGCCCUUAGGAAUUGGUGGCUUGACGAGUCUACAAACUCUAUCCAAGGUCAUGAUUGAAGAAGUCAACGGGUUCAAAAUAUCAGAUCUUAAGGAAUUAUCGGAUCUUCAAGGUCAGCUUUUCAUUAUUGGUCUGGACAAAGUGAUAAAUCCAAUCCAUGCAAAGGAUGCCAAUUUACAUCAAAAGAAGGGUCUUGAAGUUUUGGAGAUGGAAUGGAGUGAUAAUGUGUUUGAUGAUUCUCGGGAUGAGACAAUUGAAUAUGAAGUGCUUAAAGAACUAAAACCUCCUCAUAAGUUAAAAAACCUCUACAUUCUGAAUAACAAGGGAAUGAGAUUUCCUAGUUGGGUCGGGGAUCCCUCGUUUGAUCAGUUAACAGAGAUUACGUUACGUGGUUGUAGAAGUACACAGUUACCGACACUUGGAUGUUUAGGGUCUCUUAAGAAAUUGGUUGUUGAAAGCAUGAGUGAGGUGAAGACUGUGGGUUUUGAGUUUCUUGCACCCACUGCUUCUUUUCUUGGCAUUGCAUUUCCAUCUCUUGAAGUUCUGGAAUUUCAAGAUAUGCAAAGUUGGCAGAUAUGGUCGAUUAAUAGUGGCAACGGACAUGUAAGUCCUAGAUCAUUUCCUCGUCUUCAUGAUAUCUCUAUAAGCAGUUGUCCUGAACUAGCUCAAGUGUCAAUCGGAUCGAUACCUUCACUUCGGGUUUUAUAUAUACAAGAUUGCUCAAAAGCAGUGGUAAGAAGCAUGGUUGGUUUGUCCCGGUCACUUGUUGAAUUAAUAAUUUCAAACAUUAAAGGACUUACUCAACUACAUGGAGAAGAUUUAAUGCAUCUUCGGUCAGUUAAACAUCUAUAUAUCUAUAGCUGUGAUGAACUAAGAUACUUGUGGGAACGAGAAUCAGAGGCAUGCAAGUGUCUUGUGAGUUUACAGAAGCUGGAAGUAUAUGAUUGUAAAAAGUUGGUUUCAUCAGCCGAGAAAGAGGUUAAUUUUGGGAUCAGCAUGAAAUCUCUUAAAGAAGUGAAGCUUUGUUAUUGUGGGACACUGGGGAGUUACAAUUGUCCAAAUACUGUUGAGAGGUUGGUGAUCAAUAGUUGUGCUUCAAUGACAUCAUUGACCUUCUCAGCAGUGCAGGAGCACCCAUCCACUCUCACUGAAUCGAUAGUCGGUGAUUUCGGUUCUCUCCCUGUGUCUCGCCUAACAUCUCUUGAAAUAAGAUUUUGCAAGAAUCUAAAGUCAUUUCCUCAUGAGCAUUUUCAAAGUCUCACAUCUUUGGAGGAAAUGUUCAUAUAUGAGUGUCCAAGUAUGGACUACUCCUUUCCUUGUGGGGUGUGGCCUCCUAAUUUAAGCAAAUUAAGGAUAGGUGUCUUAAAUAAGCCCAUGUCAGAGUGGGGUCAGCAGAAUUUUCCAACCUCACUAGUUGAACUAAUCUUAUUUGGCAAAGAUUCAGGAGUGGUUUCAUUUGCAGUGGCAGACGAUGUGAGGAAUAAUAGUACUACUCCAUCAUCAUCAUCUUUUCUUCUUCCACCAUCUCUGGUUUUUCUAGAAGUCAAUGGUUUUAAGGAUGUGGAAUCAUUUUCAGAGGUCUUACCACACCUCCCCUGCCUUAAAACACUUAAUAUUUGGUCAUGCCCGAAGAUUACAGAUCUUAAGACAACAUCCGGCCCAUCUAAUUUGACAAUAACAGUGCGGUAGUAGAAAAGGUGAAACAUGGAGCAGGGCUAUCUACAUGCUAGUGAGGCAAAUAUGCUGAAUAUGCAUGAGGAGAUUACGCAGUUGCAGCGUUUGAUAUCUUAGAAUAUAGGAUGGAGGUUGCAGAAGUGAUUGGAUGCAUAGGCGCUUCCAUCGAAGACUGGGGUGCGGGUUUAAGUCUGGUUAGGCUGGUGGGGUCCCACUACUAGCUAGUAGCAUUGGUUCGGAUACAAAAACUUGACUACCAAGGGUGUUGGGGUUUUCAAAAAUGGUUGUAACUUUGAAUGAUUUUGUUGCCAAAAAAAAACAUAAAAAUAAAACUAAAUGAUCCACAAAA